AUGCGAGAUCAUUUCCCAACACCCUUCCUAGAUAGGAUUGUGGAUGAGAUGGCAGGACAUCAUUUUUACUCUUUCAUGGAUGAUUUCUCAGGUUACAACCAGCUUCCGAUUCACCCAGAAGACAAUAAGCUCACUGCUUUUUGCACACCAUACGGAAUAUUUGCCUACAACAUCCUACCGUUUGGUUUAUACGAUGCCAAGCGGAAACUUCUUAAAAAGACAUUUAAGUCUUGCCACGAGGCAUUUUUGUUUGCCACAAAGCUGGAAAAAGAGCUUCUUAUCGACCUGGGAAUUGCUAAAGUUGAUUUCGACCAAGCCAUCACCCCGUCAGAGUCAUUUUGUGCAGCUUUUCACCUGUCCACACCAAAGCCUGUCGCUAUUGAGCAUACACCUCUGGCUAUUGAGAACUUUGCCAACAAGAUGUGGUAG
This is a messenger RNA of Selaginella moellendorffii, 429 nucleotides long. RefSeq lists its product as uncharacterized. The coding region runs from base 1 to 429 and encodes 142 amino acids. The transcript has 2 exons. Lineage: Eukaryota; Viridiplantae; Streptophyta; Lycopodiopsida; Selaginellales; Selaginellaceae. The record is from RefSeq and is a predicted model, not a curated record.